This is a messenger RNA of Chelmon rostratus (copperband butterflyfish), 1197 nucleotides long. RefSeq names its product solute carrier family 30 member 2 (gene slc30a2). The record is from RefSeq and is a predicted model, not a curated record. Gene Ontology annotation, cellular component: plasma membrane. NCBI's taxonomy places the organism in Eukaryota, Metazoa, Chordata, Actinopteri, Chaetodontiformes, Chaetodontidae. Gene Ontology annotation, molecular function: zinc ion transmembrane transporter activity. Gene Ontology annotation, biological process: zinc ion transmembrane transport; response to zinc ion. The transcript has 8 exons. The coding region runs from base 1 to 1197 and encodes 398 amino acids.
AUGGAUAAUAACGCUGCGAAUUCGGAGAAAUCUCAGCUGAUUCACGAGAAGAAUGCGAAAACGUAUUCUUUAAAACUCCAAAGCUCCUUUCCAGACUCCAAAGAGCAAUAUCCCGACUUCCCUUUUAAGAAUGGAGGCAUGGCCGGCGCCAUCGAGCUGAAGCGGCCCGUCGGCGCCCACUGCCACGGGACCAAAGCCUUGGCGUGCGAGGACAGCGUGGACAAGCUGCUGGCCAAGAAGAAACUGUACAUCGCUUCAGCCGUCUGCCUCGUCUUCAUGAUUGGCGAAGUCAUAGGGGGCUACCUGGCCCACAGCCUGGCCAUCAUGACGGAUGCGGCCCACCUCCUGACAGAUUUUGGCAGUAUGAUGGUGAGCCUGUUCUCCCUGUGGAUCUCCUCCAGACCGCCCACCAAAACCAUGAACUUUGGCUGGCACAGAUCAGAGAUCCUCGGAGCGUUCAUCUCAGUCAUUUCCAUCUGGAUCGUCACGGGGGCUCUGGUCUAUUUAGCCAUCGAGAGGAUUGUACGCAACGACUAUGAGAUAGAUGGCCACGUCAUGUUAGUCACCUCCGGGUGUGCUGUCAUCGUCAACAUAAUCAUGGCCUACAUCCUCCAUCAUUCCACCACCUUCCACGCCCACGGCAGCGGUUAUCACCAGAUCGACGAGGACGGGCGGAGUCCCGUCGGCCACUCCCACUCGCUCCUCAGUGGCCACGGCAACACGAGCGUCCGCGCCGCCUUCAUCCACGUGGUCGGGGACCUGCUGCAGAGUGUCGGUGUCAUGGUGGCGGCGACCAUCAUCUACUUUCGGCCUGAGUAUAAAGUUGCAGAUCCCAUCUGUACGUUCCUGUUCUCCGUCUUUGUCCUCUGCACCACCGUCACCAUCCUCAGAGACGUCUUCAGGAUACUCAUGGAAGGGUCUCCUAAAGGAAUUGAGUUCAACUCAGUGAAGGAGGUCCUGCUGUCUGUGAAGGCUGUGAAGUCUAUGCACUGUCUGCACCUCUGGGCUCUGACUCUGGGCCAGGCACUGGUCUCUGUUCACCUGGCCAUAGACGAGGGAGCCGACGCUCAGUCUGUGCUGCAGGAAGCCACCGAUCUGCUCCACACCAAGUUCGGUUUCCACAGCAUCACCAUCCAGGUGGAGCUCUACUCUGAAGACAUGAGCCACUGCUCCCACUGCCAGGACCCCAGUGACUGA